Camelina sativa (false flax) is the source of this 1360-nucleotide messenger RNA. RefSeq names its product pentatricopeptide repeat-containing protein At1g11900-like. The record is from RefSeq and is a predicted model, not a curated record. Gene Ontology annotation, molecular function: protein binding; mRNA binding. Lineage: Eukaryota; Viridiplantae; Streptophyta; Magnoliopsida; Brassicales; Brassicaceae.
UUUCGCUUUCGAUAUUUUCAUGAUUUCUCUAAUCAGUCCCUUUAGUUUAAGAUUAUUUACAAUGUAGCUUAAUAUUUAUUAAUGCGCAAUGUUAACCCGAAAAACAAUUCGAUUAAUAAAAAAAAAUCAAAACCUGAAAUUGUUUAACAAGCUCUCUGGAGAAAGCUACAGAGAGAGGAAGAUGAUGAAGUGGUCGAUCGUUAAGAGAAUCUCUGUCUAUGGAGGAGGUUCAUUUACUUCUAUGAAGCAUAUGGUGUUAGCUCCAGUUGACUUAAGCAGGAGCUGCUCGUUCUCAGGUAUGCACUCCUCCAUAAACACAGGAGAAGAAGAAGAACUCGUGAAGAAGAUGGUUAACCACAGUGAAAGUGGUUCGAAGAUCAUAAGCAAAAUCGACUACAUGAAUCUUGUUGAGAAGUAUACAAGAGAUGGGAAUGUCACUGCAGCAUAUGACUUGUUGCAGUCUUUACAAGACAAGAACAUAAGCUUGCCAUUUUCAGUUUUCAAGAACCUUCUUGAAGCAGCGGUUGAGCUGAACGAUAUCAAGCUUUCUUGUAGAAUCUUCAGGGAGCUUUUGGUUUCGCCUGGUAAGGAACCAUUGAGUUCAGAUUGUUAUCUCAACCUAGCUAGAGCAUUCAUUGACACGGAUGACUGCACGCAUUUGAUGAGUCUUCUCAAAGAGAUAUCAGAGUCUUCUCUUCCAUGUAGGUUGAUAGUAAUGAACAGAACUGUCCUUUCAUUCGCUGAAACUAGACAGAUCGAUAAGGUUCUUAUGAUACUUGAGAAGAUGAGAGAGUGGGAAUGUAAGCCUGAUGUGAUCACAUACAACUCGGUUUUGGAUAUCUUGGGACGAGCUGGCUUAGUGAAUGAGAUGAUGGGUGUACUGUCAACGAUGAAGGAAGAUUUCAAUGUAUCUGCAAACAUCAUUACAUACAACACGGUGCUAAACGGGAUGAGGAAAGCUUGUAGAUUUGAUAUGUGUUUGGUGAUAUACAACGAAAUGGUUCAGUUAGGUAUAGAGUCGGAUUUGCUUAGUUAUACUGCGGUGAUAGACAGUUUGGGUCGGUCAGGGAACAUAAAGGAAUCAUUGAGGCUUUUUGAUGAGAUGAAACAGAGACAGAUUCGACCAUCAGUUUAUGUCUACCGAGCAUUAAUCGAUUGCCUGAAGAAGUCUGGAGAUUUUCAGAGAGCAUUGCAGCUUUCAGAUGAGUUGAAGAACACUUCUUCAUUAGAUUUGGCAGGUCCGCAAGAUUUCAAGAGACACUUGCGGUCACAUAGACGAUAAAGUAGCCUGUUUAAACUGUUGUAGAUUCUGUUAGAAACAUAGAUUUAUGAAAUUCAAACACAAUCUAUUUUUGUUUAA